AUGUCUCGCAGACUAUCCAAAAUACCCACAAAGGCUCGCUUUGCCACACAAUGCCUUCAAUCACUCAUAUCGGUGGCAGUCUUUCAAAUCCAACCUUCCAAGGACACCAACAUUGCUAUGCGGCUACUCUGGAUAGCAAUUCUUCCUAUCACCACCGCGAUUCUUCACAUCAUGGACGACAUUGUCAACGGGCGCUUCGGGAAAUGUACGGAAGCGUGUCUACCCCAAUCUUACGCUGUACCGGUUUCGAUGAUGCUUGUUGCUCUUGGCCAUCUCGCAAUGUGGGCUCAAAGCUAUUUCACCGUCGCUACCACCACCAUAGAUCGUGGCAUAGAUGCUCAAAGGUGCGCACUCCACUUCGCAAUGGCAUUCUUCAUCCUCUCCGAAUGUGAGUUCUACCGGCUCUAUUGGAUGGCGCACCGACGAGAAAGUCACUUCAAUCUGAGCUCACUUUUCGAUACUAUCAGUCAAGCCAAUCACGACCCGGACUUCGAAGAAAGCAGAGACUGUAUAUUUUAUCACUUCACGAUACCACAUCCACCUCGAGACGGCUGGAUGUCCAGACAAGGCUUCAAGUGGUGGGUGAAGGAGUUACUCUGUACAGCAAUCUUUUAUUUUGUGGGUAUGGCAUGUCUCAAUUAUCCCGUAAAGCGUCUGGCAAACCCCGACCCAGAGGGCGACAGCUUCCCGUUAUCUAGCCAAUUUCUGGAGAAUGCUGUUCUGGUCGAUCGUGGAAUGUAUGGAAAGUGCUUGGACGCGGGCUAUACCCAUACUGUCCAUCGAUUCUUUUCGUUUCGUCUCCGGAGUGACGAAAUCGCUGACUCGGGGCUAUCAACUUCGCGCCAGAUCCACGCGAGUGAGGCAAUCGGGGACUCAGGGCUGUCAGAUCCGCCCCGGGAGAACCUCAGUCAACUGUUCGACGAGCACACAGUUCAAGCCGAGCGCGAGCUUUUGCUCUCACGGAUCUCAUGGCCAGUAUGUCCCAGCGGAGAGGUUCUCUGA
Molecule: messenger RNA, 1002 nt
Organism: Dothidotthia symphoricarpi CBS 119687
Lineage: Eukaryota; Fungi; Ascomycota; Dothideomycetes; Pleosporales; Dothidotthiaceae
Exons: 3
Coding region: 1-1002 (333 amino acids)
Source: RefSeq, a predicted model, not a curated record